Molecule: messenger RNA, 1506 nt
Organism: Chelonoidis abingdonii (Abingdon island giant tortoise)
Lineage: Eukaryota; Metazoa; Chordata; Testudines; Testudinidae
Gene: MTIF3
Product: mitochondrial translational initiation factor 3
Biological process (GO): mitochondrial translational initiation; ribosome disassembly
Cellular component (GO): mitochondrion
Molecular function (GO): ribosome binding; translation initiation factor activity
Source: RefSeq, a predicted model, not a curated record
UACACUUGAGUGUCUUGGUGGACCUGAGUCAGUGUAGUAUAAGUGAAAGAAAAUAUUCUAAUCAAGGAGGGUGCCAGCAGCACCAGGAGAGAGGGUCCACUGUCAGAUUUUCCAUCAAACUUCGUUCAUUUGUGCAUGUAACUUCAAAUGCUGAGACUUUAUCUGAAAGUAAAACCCACCCCUCCAGACUGUGACAAACUAUCUGUUGUUACAGUAGUAAAUCAGCUAGCUCACAUAACUCUUUGGGGUUCUUCAAAGUAAGUUUAGACCCUACAUUUUAAAAUAUUGGGAAGAAAACUCCAUUUAUAAUGACCCUUCAGAAGCCUGAAAUAGUUUCCCUGCCAAACCUUCUUUCUCUGUUGUAUGAACACUUUAUUAUUGUAAGAUCGCUGAUGACUGUGCACCUUGAGUCUUAUUAAAUCAAAAAAUACGUGACUUUGCAAACAAAUGAAAGGAUAGUUUAAAAAUUAGGGCUGCCAACCUUGACUUAGGUCUUUUAACUAAUGACUAGAGGUUUGUUUUUUUUCUUUUUUUCCCCAUUUUCUCAGAAUGGCUGCCCUUUGCCUACGGAAAUUAAUACAUCAAGCCACAAGGAAUGAAACUGGUUGCCUAAGUAAAUACUUGGACGUUCUUUUGGUGCGAACCAUGCAAAAGACAACAUUCUCUCAAGCACUGAUGGUGAUGGCUGGUGCUAAAAGGAGACUUAUGUUUGUACCUACAAAAUCAUUUUGUACAACUGAAGAAGCUGAAAAGAAACCAGAAGGAAAGAAAAAAAAACCAAAUGGCCAAAAAACAUUUGGAAGCAUUGGGAGGAAAAUUCCUCAGCGGAUCCUUCAUGUAAUUAGUGAAAAUGGGGGCAGCUUAGGAAAUAUGCACAGAGGAGAUGUGAUUCGACUCAUGAAUGAGCGUGAUCUGAAGCUUGUUCCACUGCGUGAAAAUGAAGAGCCUCCAGUGUACAGACUAAUGACUGGGAAGCAGAUUCAUGAAGAGCAGCUCAAACGUAGAGAGAAGCAAAAAGCAAGUUCAAAAGCUGGGCCUGUUCAGCUGAAGGAGUUAACUUUUUCUGCAACUAUUGCAAAACAUGACUUAGAGACCAAAAUUAGACAGAUUCAGCAGUGGAUUGAUAAGAAGCAUCAUGUCCGGAUUUCUGUACAGCAAAGAGAUGUUGCAGAUGGACCAGAAAAGAUGCUGGCGCUCUUUGAUCAGAUUGUCGAGACUAUGCCUGAGAAAGCUACUUACUUAUCCCAGCCAAGAGUCAUUAAAGGAGGAAAGAGCACAUGUGUUUUGAGACACAUGUCAGACAAAGAAGCUAGUGCGUACAGGAAAAUGGAAAAAGAAAAACAGACAGACAUUCUGAAAAAGGAGAGUGGAAAUGAAACUACUGAACCAAGUGAACUGCAAUGAUUUUAAUCAAAUACUUGAAGUGACUAUAAAACAAAAUAUUCAGUUUUCUACAUAAACCAUUAUAAACUGACCCAUGUGAUAAUAAAGCAAUUGUCAAUUCUG